UUGGAGCAUCGGAGGCAGGGCUGCGCCGGGAAGGGAGCGCUGGAGCGCGCGCAGGCUCCGACGGGGCGUGCUGGGCGGGGGGCCGGCCAGCUGGCCUUCCCUCCUCCUUGCGCCUCGGGGACUCCGGGCUCCGCUGGGGGUGGCGCUCCCGCGUCCCGACCCUGCCUGCCCGGGCGCCGCUGCCUGUCACUUCCCCUUCCUUGCGCCGCCCGCCUGCGAUCCAGCUCCGGGUCAGAGCGCGGCGCCUCCCGGCCCUCGGUCUCCACCGGGCCGCGGCGAGUGCUCCUGCCAUGGGCUGGCCGCGGCGGGGAGCCUGAGCGGGUGCAGCCGGUUGUUUGAUGCACACAAUCUAUACACAGGAGACAAUUUCUCUCAGGUACUGAAUACCCUUGCAGCUAUAAACAAGGCUACUGAAGAUUGGAGGUCCACCAGGCCAUGUUUACGUCUGUCACCUCCUAGUUCAGCUGCAAGUGACUGCCAGCCCUUGAUGCAAGCAACUUCUCCUAAAUCACCAAAAGCACUGCACAGGCAGUCAAGAGUGGCGGAGAUGACUGAAAAUGGCAGUCACCAGCUGGUGGUCAAGGCCCGGUUCCACUUUAAGCAGACGAACGAGGAUGAGCUGUCAAUCAACAAAGGCGAUAUCAUUUAUGUCACCCGGGUCGAGGAAGGGGGCUGGUGGGAAGGAACCCUUAACGGGAAGACAGGCUGGUUCCCAAGUAACUACGUCAGAGAAGUUAAAUCUUCUGAUAAACCACUCUCUCCUAAAGCUGCGAAAGGAGCUGAAAGCCCUCAAUUUACAAAGAAUUACUAUGCUGUGGUACUUCAAAAUAUUCUGGAUACAGAGCAAGACUACGCCAAGGAAUUGCAGACACUUCUCGGAACAUACCUGAGGCCUCUCCAGUGCUAUGAUAAGCUGAGUGCCAUGGAUAUUGCGUCUUUACUUGGAAAUGUGGAGGAAAUCUGCGCCUUUCAGCAAACGCUCAACCAGGCACUGGAAGAAUGUGCUAAGCUUCCAGAGCAUCAGCAAAAAGUGGGAAACUGCUUCAUGAGCCUGAUGGCCCAGUUCAGAUCUCUGUACCUCACCUACUGCGCUAACCAUCCUUCUGCAGUUAAUGUCUUGACCCAGCACAGUGAUGAACUGGAAAAGUUCAUGGAGAUUCAAGGGGCAGCCUGCCCAGGGAUACUGACGUUAACCACGAGCCUCAGCAAACCGUUCACAAGACUAGAUAAAUAUGUCUCCCUUCUGCAAGAACUCGAGCGGCACAUGGAGGAAGUGCAUCCGGACCACGAAGACGUCUUGAGAGCUGUCACGUCCUUCAAGUCUCUUGUGUCCCAGUGUCAGGAGAUGAGGAAGAGGAAACAGCUUGAGCUCCAGAUCCUGUCAGAGGCCAUCCAGGGAUGGGAAGGCGAAGACAUAAGAUCAAUGGGCAACGUCAUUUAUAUGUCACAAGUCUUGGUCCAGUAUGGAGGCAAUGAGGAGAAAGAAGAGAGGUACCUCAUGUUGUUUUCCAGUGUCCUGCUGGUGCUCUCCGCAAGUCCUCGGAUGAGCGGGUUUAUGUAUCAAGGAAAGCUCCCUUUAAUAGGAAUGAUGGUGACAAAAUUGGAAGAUGCAGAAGGGAGCGAACAUGCAUUUGAAAUUUCAGGGGGCCUGGUCGACCGGAUCACAAUGCACUGCAGCAGCAGCCAGGAUCUGCAUGACUGGCUCGAUCAUUUGCAAAGGCUGACCAGAGGGACGGCUUCUAGCGGCAGCCUGUCCAAGACGCACUCCUGGGGCUCUCAUUCCACUUUCAGCUCUACCGGACAGGUUCGCGGCCCGCUGGAGCCACCCAAAAUUCUUAAGCCCUGGACCUUAAGUUGCCUCCGGCCUGCACCUCCUCUCAGGCCGUCGGUGGCGCUCAGCUACAAAGAGCGGAUGUCUUACAUCUUAAAGGAUUCCACCAAGAGUCCAAAGACAAUGAAGAAGUUUCUUCCAAAAAGAAAAACGGAGAGGAAACCUUCUGAUGAGGAAUUCGUCAUUAGAAAGAGUACCGCUGCCUUGGAAGAAGAUGCCCAGAUCCUUAAAGUGAUUGAGGCCUACUGCACAGGCGCAAGCUUCCAGCAAACCCUCAGUUCAGGUUCCCGUAAAGAUUCCAUCCCCCAGGUCCUGCUUCCAGAAGAAGAGAAAAUCAUCUUCGAGGAAAUGCGAAGCAACGGGCAGACCAUCACAGAGGAGAAGAGCCUGGUGGACACGGUCUAUGCACUGAAGGAUGAGGUCAAGGAACUUAAGCAGGAGAAUAAAAGGAUGAAACAAUGUUUGGAAGAAGAGCUGAAGUCAAGGAAAGAUUUAGAGAAAUUAGUUCGGCGGUUACUGAAGCAAACGGAUGACUGUGUUAGGGAAGAGGCGGGACGGAGAUCUUCAAUCCUCGCUUGAUUGCUUAACGCCACCAUGACAAGAGCUGUUUGCAACGCCACGUCAGUUACAAACAAGAAAGGAAAGGCAAUGCCUCUGCUGAUAUCUGUGCCCCCCUCCAUUCGAGAAGUCAGUUUUGCAACCCAGCAGUAGCUGACAAGCGAUUGCUUGUAAAAACAGCCAUCCUUCAGCCUUCAACUCCUGGUACCUCGUUGCACCUUUUUCUAGGAAUAUGGACUUUGCAACCGACCAGUUGCCACUCAGAGUGAAGAUUGCCAGG
Rhineura floridana is the source of this 2669-nucleotide messenger RNA. It is a transcript of the gene ARHGEF6, whose product is annotated as Rac/Cdc42 guanine nucleotide exchange factor 6. Bases 488 to 2410 code for a protein of 640 amino acids. The transcript has 22 exons. The record is from RefSeq and is a predicted model, not a curated record. NCBI's taxonomy places the organism in Eukaryota, Metazoa, Chordata, Lepidosauria, Squamata, Rhineuridae. Gene Ontology annotation, molecular function: protein binding; guanyl-nucleotide exchange factor activity.